CGAUCGUUUUCCUUGUCAAUCCCUUCUAGUCAUUCUUUUCCCCGCAAUGCGUGUCGCACAGUCGUCUCUCCUUGGCGGUCUCGCCCUGACUCCGCUGGCUUUGGCAGUGCCAAUGCUCCAAUCCCGGGCUACCUCUGAUACGGCCGAAUGGACCGAACUUCAUAGAGCUGCGCAGCUGGCCUCUGCAGCUUACACGGGUUGUACUGGUAGUGCUUUCGAUGUGACCGUCACCAAGCAGAUCAACGACCUCGUCACCGACACCCAGGGCUUUAUCGGAUACUCCACCGAGAAGAAGCGGAUCACCGUAGCUAUGAGAGGCUCGACCACGAUGACCGAUAUCCAAAACGAUGUCGACACCACCCUCGUUGAGCCCACCCUGUCUGGCGUCAACUUCCCCUCCGGCGCCAAAAUGAUGCAUGGCAUCUACUCUCCUUGGUCGUCGGUGCACGACGACGUCAUCUCGGAGGUCAAAUCGCUGGUCGAGCAGUACCCCGACUACAGUCUUGAGUCCACCGGACACUCCCUUGGUGGCUCCCUCACUUAUAUCUCCUACAUCGCGCUGGCGCAGAACUUCCCAGGGAAGCAGCUUAUCAGCAACGCUCUGGCUGCCUUCCCCAUCGGUAACGAGGCAUUUGCCAACUUUGGUGCCUCCCAGAAUGGAACCUUGAACCGUGGUAACAAUGCGGAUGACGGAGUUCCGAACAUGUACAUCAUGUGGCCCUGGGACUUUGUCCACUACGGCACUGAAUACUACAGCUCCGGCACUCAGGCCACUACGGUCAAAUGCAGCGGUGAGCGCGACACCUCUUGCUCUGCAGGCAACGGCCAGCUCGGUGUCACCGCCGGACAUUUCUCUAACUUUGGUAUCGCCAUGGGCAUGGCUGGAUGCUCCUCUUCGCUGUUGUAA
This is a messenger RNA of Aspergillus ibericus CBS 121593, 907 nucleotides long. Its product is annotated as putative alkaline lipase. The record is from RefSeq and is a predicted model, not a curated record. The transcript has 6 exons. Lineage: Eukaryota; Fungi; Ascomycota; Eurotiomycetes; Eurotiales; Aspergillaceae. Gene Ontology annotation, biological process: lipid metabolic process. The coding region runs from base 47 to 907 and encodes 286 amino acids.